Molecule: messenger RNA, 624 nt
Organism: Aspergillus mulundensis
Lineage: Eukaryota; Fungi; Ascomycota; Eurotiomycetes; Eurotiales; Aspergillaceae
Product: putative isochorismatase family hydrolase
Exons: 4
Coding region: 1-624 (207 amino acids)
Source: RefSeq, a predicted model, not a curated record
AUGGCUGCCAUAUCCCGAGCCUGUCGCAUCCGCAACCCAGCGGUCUUCAUUUGCGACCUGCAAGAGAAAUUCGAAAAGGCCAUCUUCGAAUUUCCCAAGAUUGUAUCCACAACGACGAAGCUCCUCCGCGCAACAAACACCCUCUUAAUACCAACCUUCGUCACAACGCAGAACCGCGCCCGACUAGGCCCUACUGUUCCCGCGCUCCAGCAGCACCUCAAUGGCCCUAAUGUCCGCGCCGACAUCGACAAGACGUUAUUCUCGAUGAUCACUCCGGAGCUCGAAUCGCUGCUUCCACUCCCGACGAAAGGAGAGACACCGCUUGAUGCGAUUAUUGUCGGUAUCGAGACGCAUAUCUGUGUGACGCAGACGACGCUAGAUCUGCUGGAGCGCGGACAUCGGGUGUACGUGCUUGUCGAUGGGGUCAGUAGUAUCAAUGUGGAGGAGAGAGCCAUUGCGCUGGCGAGGUUGCGGGACGCGGGGGCCAUUGUCACGACGAGUGAGAGUAUUCUGUUUGAGAUCCUGGGAGACGCGAGUCACCAACAUUUCAAGGCAAUUACGGGACUUGUGAAGGAGACAAAGGAGGAAACUAAGGAGGCAUUGGAUAAGCUUUCAAAGAUCUAG